Brassica napus (rape) is the source of this 1127-nucleotide messenger RNA. Its product is annotated as syntaxin-71-like. The transcript has 5 exons. The record is from RefSeq and is a predicted model, not a curated record. Bases 152 to 832 code for a protein of 226 amino acids. Lineage: Eukaryota; Viridiplantae; Streptophyta; Magnoliopsida; Brassicales; Brassicaceae.
ACAAUGCAACUCAAUUCUAUAACCAUAUGAGAUCAUGUUUAUCCCAGGUUCUUAACUGGUUUCUUAAGGAAAAUAAGUGAUUUAAUUAAUUCAGAAGUAAUUAUAAUGUUAGUUACCGAUCCUUAAGUGAGAUUUUUGGGAAUCGAUUUUAAUGGGGGUGUUUGGUACACGUGUCAGCGAGGAAAGGCAACAAGAUUUUUAUUUUUUAUUUUUAUUUUUUUCAUUCUUUUCUUUUCACGCGUUUGGUGUUCCUCGUCUUCUCCGUCUCUCGACGAUCGAAAGUCAAAACCCACCAUGUCUGCUCUCGCUUCUCCGUCUGAGACGAUUGACGACUUUGUCGGUCAUCACGGCGUCUCCUCCGUGUUCUCCGUCAGACGAAACCCUAAACCAAUCAUGGAAGCCGAGAGAGACUCUGUCGGGAAGUCACGUCGUCUCCUCCAUCUUCUCUCCGUCAGAAAUUGGGCUUUUUCUCUGUUUUGCUUUGAUUCAGGUAAAGGGCCUUACAACGGAAGAGCUUGCUGCUAGAAACGAUUUGGUACUUGCGCUUCCGGCUAGGAUUGAAGCUAUACCUGAUGGGACUGCGGGUGGUCCUAAAAGCACUAGUGCGUGGGCUCCUUCUACAACGUCUCGUCCUGAUAUCAAAUUUGAUUCAGAAUCACAUGAGUCCAGCCAGUUCAGACAGGAGUUUGAGAUGCGGAAAAUUAAACAGGCAGGUUUAGAUGCUUUGAAGAACAUGGCAUCUGAUAUGAAUGAGGAGCUGGACCGUCAAGUUUCUCUGAUGGAUGAAAUCGACUCAAAGGUAGUCAAUAUGGCCAGUCAAUUCAGAGCGUAAGUGGAAAGCAGGUAGUGGACUUGGGAGUGGAAGUGUUGUUUGAUCACAGACUGAAAUUUUGCAUGUUUGAUUGACAGAGGUGAGAUAGUGGAAGUGUUGUUUGAUCACAGACUGAAAUUUUGCAUGUUUGAUUGACAGAGGUGAGAUAGCGUGUUUGAUUGAUUGUGUAAUGUAUUGUAGUGUUUUGUAUUUUUAUGUGUCACGGACUAGAAAGUCUCGUGUGUCUCUUUGUAUUUUUAUGUGUAACAGAUUUGGUAAUAAAAUAUCAGCUGCCCUUAUAAAGGCUUGUGUGUCA